AUGUGCCUCAUUCUCCACCGAACGCUGGCCGUGUUCGUGGCGCUGAUUGCGCUGCUGGCGGUCAUCAUUUCGCCCAUCGUGGUGGGCCUCUACGCCGACGUGCGCAACUGGAACGACUCCGAAGACGGCGAGCUCCGGUGGUGCCACGACGACGCCAAGAUGCGCGACUCGGCCGCCAACCUCGGCCUUGCCGCCGGUUGCGUCUCGUUCGUGGUGGGCCUGGUGCUGAUCCCGUUCAUUCUGGUCACCGUCCUGGGCGCCGUCAUCUCGUGCUGCCGCCCCAACCUCGUCACCAGCUUCCUCCUGCCCAUCCCCGUCUUCCUCCUCUCCCUGGUCCUCUUCGGCCUCUACGCCUCCGUCGUCGCCACCACCUCGCGUCAGUUCGAGGAGAAGAAGGACUGGCUGAGGCCCAACGACUUCAUCGACCCGGAGACCAAGUGCAGCGAGAUCCCGCCCAAGUGGAACGCCGCCCUCGCCUGGGCCGUCAUCGAGGCCGCCCUCUUCGCCUUCAUCAUGCUCUACUCGCUGCUGUGGAUGUUCCUCGGUUGCUUUGAGAAGCGCACGAGCGAGCUGGAGGCGGGCACGCCCAUGCAGAAGAUGCCCAAGGAGAAGAAGCAGAAGCCCGAGAAGCAGCGCAACGCCGAGUCCAGCGACUCGAGCGAUUCGAGCGACGAGUCCGACGACGAGCUGCGCGAGCUGCGUGACGACCUCAAGGACACGCUGCACAUCGAGUACGACCAGGGCGAUCACAACGACGCCGCCGAGCUGGCCGAGGUCGAGAAGGCCCUGAAGAAGGCCAAGGUCUACAAGCGCCGGAAGUUCCUCAAGCAGACCGAGGCCGACCUCAAGAAGGCGGGCCUCUCCGCCGCCGCCACCGGGCGCCUGCUGGCCCUCAUCGCGUCGGAGAAGAACAAGGAGAAGGACCGCAAGAGGCGCCGCGACCGUGGCUACCUGAUGGUGGACCUCGACGACGCGCUGAAGUCGAUCUUCGACGAGAACGACCCGAAGGGCAAGAAGGACCUCGACGACGUGCGGGCCGACUUCCGGCGCCUGCGCAUCACCGACCUCGACUUCUUCCUCAACAUGACCGAGAAGGAGUUCAAGGAGCUCGAGGUCUCGCUCCCCGUCAAGAACAAGCUCAGGCAGAAGAUGCAGGAGCUCAGGGCCCAGGAGGAGGUCUAA
This is a messenger RNA of Acanthamoeba castellanii str. Neff, 1182 nucleotides long. RefSeq lists its product as uncharacterized. The coding region runs from base 1 to 1182 and encodes 393 amino acids. Lineage: Eukaryota; Discosea; Longamoebia; Acanthamoebidae. The record is from RefSeq and is a predicted model, not a curated record. The transcript is spliced from 4 exons.